AUUCAAAAUCGCCGUGGAAUGGGAUUUGUGUGUCGAGGUUGUGCAUGCCAGGAUUUCGCCAAACCAGGCUGUUCUGAGCACCAUUACGAUGUGCCGCUUGUAGAUACUUCAGCAAUUGCUGGUGAUUGAAUCAGCUUUGUCGAAACGCGGAUCUGAUUAGGGUUUGCGGGUUUGUGCGGGGGAGGUAGUCGCACAACGCAAUCGAAGGUUUUAGGGUUUUGUUUUUUAGCUUUCCUUUGGGUCGACACUCUUUGAGAUGAUUGGAUUGUGUUGUACCUGAAGAUUAGCUGCGAGUUUGAUUAUUGUUUUUUCUCUUUCCUUUUGUUUGAUAUGUAAUUUCCGUUGCGGAUAGGUUGGUGCACUUUGAAAUUGAAUUUCGCUUUGUUUUGACGUACUUUGUUUUGGAAGUUAUCAUCUUAUCUUGAGGCUACCAAUUUUUCACCAUCUUAUUGGGCGCAAGGGUUUGUAAUGGAAGACCCUGAGGCACGGCGAGCGAGGCUGAAGGCCAUGCGGGAGCAAGCCGAAGGAGUUUCUCAAAGUGCCCCAAUUGCAAACAAUUCCGCCCCAAAGCUUGUCAAUCCAUUUGAAGAUCCAGCUCCGACAUCCAACGCUCAUACUCCACGGUUCAAUUACUACUCGGACCCUACAGCCGGCUUCUUACACAAACGGAAAGAGACUCCAACACCUGUGGCUAUGAGCCCCUCUCGCAACCCGUAUCCUCAAGGGCACUGGAAACCAGAUUAUCAUCCUCCAGCACCAAUUCCGCCACCUAGGAGCUUUCAAGUCGGAGCAUUCGGCAGUCCUAUUCCCAUGUUCAAUCCCCAUCAACAGGGUCCUCUACCUCCUGCUUUGGAGCCUCAACAGCAAUAUGGUGAUGGGACAUGGCCUUCCAAAAGAUUUCAUUAUGGCACAGGCCGCGGUGGCCGAGGGUCAGGUCCUGGAAGAGGAGGAUUUGGACGAAAUGAGGGCAAUCAAGCAAGAGGACGAGGUGGAGGUCAAGGUGGACGAGGUGGGCGAGGUCAAGGAGACACCGGUCCAGUCUCUGCAAGAGAUAGCCCCGACCUUUUCUACCACAAGUCCAUGGUUGAAGAUCCAUGGCGACAUCUGUAGCUUUUUCUCUCCACCAGAAUGACUUAAAUUUGUAGAAACUGUCUCUUGAUGUAUUUAUUUUAGCUCUUACCCAGUUUCCACCUCGAAUGCACGUCUACAUCUGGGGUAGCGACAGCAUCUUUGUUUGGUUUCGGUUGGGUGAGACUGUCUAUCUCCAAAAAAACUUUGACAAUCUCAUAAAAUGAUACCGGUUAUUCCGCUCUAUCUCCUGUUGGAACAUGCGUUUCUCUGUGAUUGUUGUUCACUAUUCUAGCUUUGUCAAGGCUCUGAAAAGUAUCACCAUGCAUGCAUGUGAUCAGGAGUUAUUUGUGAGGCAUGUUUGCAGUCCGAGGUUCCGGAAUUGCAUCGGGGGAGCAACAUAGCUGAAUGUGAUGCCUAUGAAGACAGAAAAAUUGGCAGUGCUUGCGUCGUGUUGCGUGUGGUGCGGGGAAGGGCGUUGCUCGGCAGCUGGGUAGCUCACUGAGCACACAGGAACAGGUAGAUUCACCACCAUAAGUAUGUUUAUGGAUUCACCCCCAGUAGCUUUGUUUGAUGAAUGCACUGUUGUACAAUAGGGAUUUCAGUAAAGAUAUGGAAGCCCAAGUUUGUUGUGAAAUGGUGCCAAUUCCACUCCAAACACAACUUUUUAGCGACUUAUAUUCAUUGAUCGAAAUUAGAAAAAUGAAUUUAUUAUUGAGAAAUGAGUAUAAACACAGCAGAUUGAUUAGAUUGACAGAUGGGUUCAGGAACACAUGCUUUUUAAUUACUUUUUUGAAGUUAGGUUGGGAGAAAUUUUUGUUUUGCUGUUGAAUCAAAAAGCAAACUGAAGGGUCACUCAGGUGGAAUAGUUUCUGCAAUAGUAGUAGUGUUUGGAAGGUUUUAGUCACUCCAAUUUUCAGAAUAGCUAGUAUAAACAGAGUUGAGAUCAAAGUUGAUCAAAUCUUGUUGUAAACUAUUUCAAUUUCUGUAAUUAUUAAGUUAUUUUAGCAUUUUGCUUUA
Physcomitrium patens is the source of this 2088-nucleotide messenger RNA. RefSeq lists its product as uncharacterized. The record is from RefSeq and is a predicted model, not a curated record. Gene Ontology annotation, biological process: miRNA processing; mRNA splicing, via spliceosome. NCBI's taxonomy places the organism in Eukaryota, Viridiplantae, Streptophyta, Bryopsida, Funariales, Funariaceae.